AUGGACCAGUUCCAGAACACGUCGUUUGCACAGAUGUUGCAGGCGCACGCGGCACAACAGCCGCAGAUCAACCUGGAGAUUGACAAGAAACGAAUUGACGUGCUGCUCAAAAUCAACACGGUCCUGCUCCAGAAGUGCCUGCUUCUCCAGCCCUACAUCCUAAACAAGUCCAACUCGAUGAACCCGGACUACAACCAGAGAAAAGAGACGUACCAGAAUUAUCUGAAGCGCAUCCACUUUAAUCUCACAUGUCUGGCAUCGAUCAACGACAUCCACUCCACUCCGCCUAACAUGCCUAAGAAAAACUACAGUAUCCCGCAAAUAGUUCUUCCGCCGCCAGAGCUGCCCGAGCUCAACGAGCCUUACAAGCUUCUCAACCAGCUAUAUCCCGAAGCGUUGCCAUUUUUCCAGAGACGCAUGGAGGCAGCAAGACAGCAGCCGCAACAGAUGCAGCAGAUGCAGCAGAUGCAACAGAUGCAACAACGCCAACCUCAGCCUCCAACCCAACCACAGCCCCAGCCACAACCUCCGCAACAACAGCAACAGCAGUUCCAGUUCCGCAACCAGACGUUCCCGCAAGAGGAGCAGCACAGCCAGAUGAAUUUCGCCUGGAACUCGCCUUCCGACCUGCUGGCCCCGCGUGCCAAGCAGCAGCAGGCUCCCCAGCAACAGCACCAGAUGUAUUCGCAAUUUAUACAACAGCAGCUGAACCAGCAGCAGCAGAAUAUCCAGACGCCACAAACCAUGCAACCGCAGCAGAAGCAACCGCAACAGCAACCGCAACAGCAGCCCGUCUUCAACCAGUACACUCCACAGGACUUCACUAAUUUCCAGCAGCCCCAGCAGCCCCAGCAGCAGUCGUUCAACGGCAACAUGGGACAGUUUGAGACGAAGAACGGCAGCUCGGUGCCCUCUGCAGGCAGCUCCAUCAUGCUGAGUCCCGAGCAGAUCCUCGCGAGCGUCAAUAACCAGCAGUCUUCGACCCCCUUAGACGGAUGGUGA
Ogataea angusta is the source of this 1002-nucleotide messenger RNA. RefSeq lists its product as uncharacterized. Bases 1 to 1002 code for a protein of 333 amino acids. The record is from RefSeq and is a predicted model, not a curated record. Lineage: Eukaryota; Fungi; Ascomycota; Pichiomycetes; Pichiales; Pichiaceae. The transcript has a single exon.